Messenger RNA from Recurvomyces mirabilis, 684 nucleotides. RefSeq lists its product as uncharacterized. NCBI's taxonomy places the organism in Eukaryota, Fungi, Ascomycota, Dothideomycetes, Mycosphaerellales, Teratosphaeriaceae. The transcript is spliced from 2 exons. Gene Ontology annotation, cellular component: MIS12/MIND type complex. The record is from RefSeq and is a predicted model, not a curated record. The coding region runs from base 1 to 684 and encodes 227 amino acids. Gene Ontology annotation, biological process: chromosome segregation.
AUGGCCGAGACAACAGCAGCACCACCACCACCACCAGCAGACGAAACACGCACUCGCUCGCCCUCCCCCCUCCCACCCCCUCCCACAGCACUCACCCCCGGCCCUCGCGCCACCGCCCUGCAUAAACUCUACUCGGACGCCAUAGCGCAUGUAUUAAAGACUUGUUCUCUGGCGAAUUUCUCCGCCUGUUUCCCGACGCCUUCGCGCCAUGUGCCGGAGGCUAUGAGGCAGUUGCAUGAGCAGUUCACGGCGAAAUUGGGGGAGCAGUUGGGGGGGUGUUUUGAGGAGUUGGUUGAGGAGAGGGGGGUGGUGGGGAGGUUGAAUGAGUUGGAUGGGCUUGUUGAGGAGGCGAGACGGCGGAGGGCGAGAGGGGUGGGGGAAGGGGAGGUGGUUGCGCCGCAUACCCUCCCUCCCUCACAACUCUAUCUUUCGCAUUUGGCACCGCAAUUACAGCAGUACUCGUCUGAGAUCAGUACACGGCAAUCGGACGUCUCGAGCGAGAAUGUGGAGGUUUUGGCUAGGGUGCAGCGGCAGAGGGGGGAGAUUGCGGGGUUGAUGGCUGGGUUGGAGAGUGCGGUGAAGGAUUUGGAUGAGAGUGUUAGGGCUAUGAGGCCGGAGGAGAUGGAGGGUUUGAGGGAGGAGGUUGGGGGGGUUUUUGAGGGGGGGAUGGGGAUGCAGGGUUGA